Branchiostoma floridae (Florida lancelet) is the source of this 6375-nucleotide messenger RNA. RefSeq names its product NFX1-type zinc finger-containing protein 1-like. Lineage: Eukaryota; Metazoa; Chordata; Leptocardii; Amphioxiformes; Branchiostomatidae. The record is from RefSeq and is a predicted model, not a curated record. Bases 1 to 6375 code for a protein of 2124 amino acids. Gene Ontology annotation, molecular function: helicase activity. Gene Ontology annotation, cellular component: nuclear RNA-directed RNA polymerase complex. The transcript has 7 exons. Gene Ontology annotation, biological process: regulatory ncRNA-mediated heterochromatin formation.
AUGGACGAGGCAACAUUGGCGGGAGGGGUGGGCAGCCUGAUGGAGGGAGGGACAGGGGAGGCGGCGAUCAGCAGGAGAGUUGAACUCUCACAUAGGCAUACCACCCAUUACGGCUUGAGAGACGACUACGGAACACUGGCUACACGCCUGCACCGACAACUUCGACUCGAGACGCCUCCAGACGACUUCAGGGAACUUACGAUCAUCCCAACCUUCGAAGACAUCCACAGCGACAAGGAGCCGUUUCUCCGCACCAACAUUGACCGCGGCCGCUACCGAGAUGUGGACACGUAUCUGGACACCCAGUUCAGGCUGCUGAGAGAAGACUUCGUACGGCCACUACGAGAAGGUAUUGAAGACUUCUUAUACAUGCGCAGACGUGGAUUGGACCAAGAACGCAAACUGCAAGACAUCCGUGUCUACCAUGACGUCCACGUUGUCUAUCCCACCUACUCCAACCAGGGUAUGGUCCACAGGAUACAGUUUGACAGCAGCAGGCUCAAAGGGGUGAGAUGGCAGUCCUCGAAGCGGCUGAUCUACGGAUCCCUCGUCUGCCUCACCAAAGAUGAGUUUAAUACUAUGUACUUUGCGACAGUUGUAAAUAGCAACCCGAAAGAGCUUGAGCAGGGUUGGGUGGAUGUUCGAUUCGAAAAUGACACAUCGGCUGUGAUAGGCAUCAGUUCAAUGGACACCUUCAUCAUGGUUGAAACAACUGCCUUCUUCGAAGCCUACCGACACGUCCUAAAAGGUCUUCAAGAAGUGGAAGAUGACAAAAUGCCGUUCACCAAGUACAUCGUGGACUGCGACUGUGCCGACGGCGUAGAUCCACCAGCCUACCUUCGGAGGAGCUUCGGGGCCGAGAAUGUCAAAUACGACCUGUCGGUUGUUAAAAACGUGUACAGCAGACCAAAUCUGCAGCCCAUGCAAGUUCCUGUCCUUCGGGGUGCUCUUUGGCCGUCAGCUGAAGACCUUGGUUUUGAUGAGUCGCAGUACCGCGCCUUCAGAUUGGGGCUGACCAGAGAAUUCGCCGUCAUCCAAGGUCCGCCAGGAACCGGGAAGACCUACAUUGGGCUCAAGAUCAUCGAAGUACUACUCAGAAACAGUUUUGCGUGGCAAGGACACAAUGGAGGUCUUGGAAUGACGGGAAACGCGAAUAGUCCCAUCCUUGUGGUUUGCUACACAAAUCAUGCCCUUGACCAGUUUCUCGAAGGUAUAGAAGAGUCUUACCCUGAGGGUAUCGUAAGAGUUGGAGGGCAAAGCAAGAGUAAGAAACUGGAACGCUUCAAGCUGAAGAAUAUCAGACACAAAGUACGCCAGAGCAAGUUGGUUCCGCAGGACAUCAAAAAGAGGGCUGCCAAUGCAACACGAGAAAAGAAACGCCUUGAGAAAGAGAUGGAUAUGCAUCUAGAUAAGUUGACGGCAACGCAAAGUGUUCUCCUACAUGAAAACACCCUGAUGGACGUAAUGGACCGACGCCAUAGGACAAGCUUGAUGGAGGGAUGGCAAGAAGCAGACGAGUACGAGUGGAGGACGGGUGGAAAGAAAAGGGGAUCUGCCAUAGAGGACUGGCUUGGUCUUGGAGGACAAGUCCUGCCGGAAGUAGAUAAGCAGGACCAUGGUACCCAAGAAGAGGACCAGGAGGAAGAGACGAUAGACAUGGAAGAUCCAGAAGAAAUGAGGCGGCUGCUAGACGACGAUGAAGUACUGUACGGUCCUGUGGACCGACGACAGCACACGAGAAAUGCUGUAAGCGUAGACCGGGCCCUAGACCUCAACAGUAUGCACAUCAAAGAGCACAGGGCAGAGGAUAGUGGAGGAUGGCAAGUUCAAGUCAACAAGAAGAAGAGAAGAAAUAUGCUUAAGCAUGAACUCAGCAAGACAGAGAUGAUGACCCACGAAGAAGCUCGACAAGUCCGAGACGUCUGGACGCUGCAACCACGGGACCGAUGGCGCCUCUACCGUUACUGGGUGGCCAGGUACUGUGACUUGUUCAAGAGGCCGAUAUCAGCGUGUGCAAAGAGAUACGAGGAUGUUGCUCGACGGCUUGACAAGAUAAGAAACGAAGAAGAUCGCAGGAUCAUGGAGGAAGCAUGCGUCAUCGGUAUGACCACCACUGGUGCUGCCAAAAACCGCUCGAUCCUGCAAGCCAUUCAACCUGCUAUCAUCAUUGUAGAGGAGGCAGCAGAAGUUCUGGAGGCCCACAUCGUCACAACGCUCUCCCAGCAGUGCCAACAUCUCAUCCUCAUCGGGGAUCACCAGCAGCUCCGUCCCAACCCAACCGUCUACGAACUGGCUAAGAAAUACAAGAUGGACAUCUCCCUUUUCGAGCGCAUGGUCAACAAUGACAUGCAGUGUGUGCGGCUUCAGUCACAGCAUCGCAUGCGGCCAGAGUUCGCCCGGCUCCUGACGCCGCACAUCUACGACUCGCUGGACAACCACGAAUCGGUGCUCAACUACGAGAACAUCAAGGGCGUCUCCUCAAAUCUGUUCUUUCUGGAUCACAGCUACAAGGAAGCACACGCCAAAGACACGAAGAGCCGGUCUAACAUGCACGAGGCGCAGUUCCUUGCCAGCUUCUGCCGCUACCUGCUUCAACAAGGGUACAGCCCGUCCCAGAUCACCAUCCUCACCACGUACACAGGUCAACUCUUCAACUUUAAGGAUGUCAUGCCACGACAGGUGUUCCAGGGUGUGCGUGUUUGCACCGUGGACAACUUCCAGGGAGAAGAGAACGACAUCAUCCUGCUGUCACUGGUGAGAAGCAAUGAUGAGAACAUCGCUGGCUUCCUGAAGGUGGAAAACAGAGUCUGCGUUGCUCUUUCACGAGCGAAGAAGGGUUUCUACGCCAUAGGCAACCUGACAAUGCUGGCGGAGGCAAGCACACUAUGGAAGGAGAUCAUCCAAGAACUUCGAAGGCAAGGCAGCAUAGGUACCAGCCUGACACUGAGCUGCCAAAAUCACCCGGACAGCAAGAUUCUUGUGUCAACCGCCGACGACUUCAAGGAGACCCCAAACGGCGGGUGUAUGCGGCCGUGUGGCUUCAGGUUACAGUGUGGACAUCUUUGUGGAAUGCGCUGCCACCUAACUGACCCGGAGCAUGAAGAGUACGAGUGCCCAAAACCCUGUGCCAAAGUCCUUUGUGACCUCGGACACAGAUGCCCGGAUCUCUGCUACCAGGAUUGUGGUAAAUGUGAAGUAUUGGUCGAAAAGACCAUUCCCAUAUGCCAACACAAGCAGAAGGUCCGAUGCCAUGAGAAGGCCCGCCCAUUCCAGUGUCAGAUGCCGUGUGAGAAAGUCCUUCCUUGUAGACACAGAUGCAAGAACAAGUGUAACCAAGAGUGCAGCGUGCCCUGUAUGGAGAUGGUGCAACAUCAGUUUCCCUGUGGCCACACCAUCCAGGCGGCCUGUUCGGUCCAAAAGGACGACAUGCUUUGUAACAUACCUUGUCGAAAUCUGUUGAAGUGCGGACACCAGUGUGCCGGUACAUGCGAUCGCUGCAAGCAGGGGAGGUUGCACCAGCAGUGUAGGCAGCCAUAUAACCGUGUGCUUGUUUGCUCCCAUCAGUGUAGGGCGAAUUGCACACACAACUGUCCUCCAUGCGCCGAACCUUGUGAGAACCACUGCAUCCACGGCCUCUGCCGACACAAAUGCGGAGAGCCCUGCGUCCCGUGUCAGGAGCCCUGCGAGUGGACAUGCAGACAUCACAAGUGUGACAAGCCCUGUGGUGAGCCCUGCGAUCGUCCUCGAUGUCACUUCGCCUGCCAGAAACUCAGACGCUGUGACAGGUGUAAGAAAGUUCAGUCAUGCAUCGGCAUGUGUGGAGAACCAUGCCCAAACAGAUGCCGAGUCUGUGAUCAUCAGGAGUUGACAAAGGACGUCUUCGGAACCGAGGAUGAACCCGACGCACGAUUUGUGCUGCUGGAGGACUGUGGCCACGUACUGGAGGUUGGCGGGAUGGACUACUGGAUGGACGAAACAUCCAAAACGAUCCAACUCAAAACCUGCCCGAAAUGCAGAACUCCAAUACGUUACAACUUACGCUAUGGAAAUACCAUCAAAAGAACGCUGGCGAAGAUCGAGAUUGUAAAGAACAAGCAGUGCGUUCCAAAGGCAGAGAGGAGAACCACUGCCAAGAGGUUUAAAAAUGAUCUCCUAAGUGAUGUUGACUUGCAAUGGUACUGCGCUGGCUCCUCGUCUGAUCUCCUUGUGCAAGUCGAACGCUUCAGUUUGUCUUCACCGGACCAAGUGGCCAUGUUUGAAAAGAAAAUCUUUUUCCUGAAGAAAAUUGCGAGACGUAAAGAUGAAAUGGAACGCCUUCGGGUCCUUGGAGACAAGCCCCACAUCAUGGAAUUAGACAGGGAAAUCGCCGAAAUGGAGAACUGGCUGCUUCGUCCCACCGCCCAUGUGAAUGAACAGGAGUGGGAUGAGUUCGGGACAGAGAUGAGCCGGAUGAACUUCCUCCUGAAGCUCCGCGUGCUGCAGGGCCAGAUCCGGAAGAAGGGAAUCAGUCUGGACGACCAGGACAAGGUGCUCCUUGACUAUGCGGAAGGCGUGCUGACCGAACUCAAACCUUUCACGGAGAAGAGAGAGGAGCUGGUCAAGCAAGCCCUGAGGACUGUCAAGGACCUAACCCGGCAAUACCCUGCGCCGAGGGCUGCCAUAGCAAGGAGUGCUGGUGUCACCAGCAGGUUGGGGCCGCCACAGGUUUCGGUCAGACAGCCGCCCAGCACUGAAAAUGGACGUGCCUAUGAGAGCAGCUAUUCAACCCUUUUCGACAGAUGUACUGGUGCCAGAAGGCGGGGGCAGCCACUGGUUUCGACCAGACAGCCGCCUAGUACUGAAUAUGGACUUGCUUCUGAGAGCAGCCAUUCAACCGUUUUGGAAAGGAGUGCGGGUACCAGCAGGCGGGGGCCGCCACAGGCUUCGUCCAGACAGCCGACAAGUUCCGGAGAUGGACGUACUUAUGAGAGCAGCCGUUCAACCGUUCCCGAAAGGAGUGCGGGUACCAGCAGACGGGGGCCGCCACAGGCUUUGACCAGACAGCCGACAAGUUCCGGAGAUGGACGUACUUAUGAUAGCAGCCGUUCAACUGUUCCCGAAAGGAGUGCGGGUACCAGCAGGUCAAGAGAGCCGCCUUCUACCGGAGAUGGACGUGCCUAUGAGAGCAGCUAUUCAACCGUGUUUGACAGGAGUGCUGGUGCUACAAGGAGGGGGCAGUCAUAUGUUUCGUCCAGACAGACGCCUAGUACCGAAGAAGGACGUGCUUAUGACAGCAGCCGUUCAACUGUUCCCGAAAGGAGUGUGGGUACCAGCAUACGGGGGCCGCCAAAGGCUUCGGCCAGACAGCCGCCCAGUACCGGAGAUGGACGUACUUAUGAGAGCAGCCGUUCAACUGUUCCCGAAAGGAGUGCGGGUACCAGCAUACGGGGGCCGCCAAAGGCUUCGGCCAGACAGCCGCCCAGUACCGGAGAUGGACGUACUUAUGAGAGCAGCCGUUCAACUGUUCCCGAAAGGAGUGCGGGUACCAGCAUACGGGGGCCGCCAAAGGCUUCGGCCAGACAGCCGCCCAGUACCGGAGAUGGACGUACUUAUGACAGCAGCCGUUCAACUGUUCCCGAAAGGAGUGCGGGUACCAGCAUACGGGGGCCGCCAAAGGCUUCGGCCAGACAGCCGCCCAGUACCGGAGAUGGACGUACUUAUGACAGCAGCCGUUCAACUGUUCCCGAAAGGAGUGCGGGUACCAGCAUACGGGGGCCGCCAAAGGCUUCGGCCAGACAGCCGCCCAGUACCGGAGAUGGACGUACUUAUGACAGCAGCCGUUCAACUGUUCCCGAAAGGAGUGCGGGUACCAGCAUACGGGGGCCGCCAAAGGCUUCGGCCAGACAGCCGCCCAGUACCGGAGAUGGACGUACUUAUGAUAGCAGCCGUUCAACUGUUCCCGAAAGGAGUGCGGGUACCAGCAUACGGGGGCCGCCAAAGGCUUCGGCCAGACAGCCGCCCAGUACCGGAGAUGGACGUACUUAUGAUAGCAGCCGUUCAACUGUUCCCGAAAGGAGUGCGGGUACCAGCAGGUCAAGAGAGCCGCCUUCUACCGGAGAUGGACGUGCCUAUGAGAGCAGCUAUUCAACCGUGUUUGACAGGAGUGCUGGUGCUACAAGGAGGGGGCAGUCAUAUGUUUCGGCCAGACAGACGCCUAGUACCGAAGAAGGACGUUCUUAUGACAGCAGCCGUUCAACUGUUUCCGAAAGGAGUGCGGGUACGGGCAGACGGGGGCAGACACAGUCUUCGGCCAGACAGCCGCCUGGCACCGAAGAAGGACGUAGCGAGACACACAGCCUAAUCCGAUCACGCCUGGACUUUUUCGAGUCUUUGUGA